AUGCUAGUAAUUGUCGUAAUUUUGCUAAUUUUCGGGGCUGUAGUGCGCCGCAAGUGGGGGAAUGAGGCGGCCAAGAGGGAGGAGAUUUUGAGGCUUGUGGCUGCGGCCUCCGAAGAAGAGGCGGAAAUUGCUAAGAUACAAGCAGUUGACGGCUAUGAUUUUCGUCCGGAGCCGCCGCCGCAGCAGCUUGAGAAGAAGUAUUAUUGUGCUGUUUGUUGUUGCCCAACUACUACUAGGUGUGCCCAGUGCAAAGCUGUCAGAUACUGUUCUGGCAAGUGUCAAAUAAUUCACUGGAGACAAGGUCACAAGGAUGAUUGUCUACCAGCAACUCUUUUGCAAGCUAGCCAGGAAAGUGAAUUUGUUGUGGAAACAGCAACGAAAAAUCAGUCUCAGAUCGAUUUUAACACUGAAGCAAAAUUUGGUUUUGAUCCCACUCAACAUCUUGGUGAUACUGGAUCUUCUAGUAGUUCAUCCCCUUGCUUUUCUUCUUCCAGUGGAAGUAGUGAGAUAUCAUUUGAUGCUUCAGCCACCAAGGUCCUUGAGUCGAAUACUCCAACCAGGCCAGAUAAAUUGGCUUCUGAUAGUGUUGAAUUGAAGAGGUCGCAUAGUAUCUCUGAUUCUGAUGAGCUGGAUAUACCAAGCCUAUCUCCGUUGAAUUCUACUGUUUCUGAAGUAAAUUAUACACCUCAGGCUAAUAAGAUAAAAAGGACAAAAGCUGCCAAACCUGAUGAAGGCUUUCAAACAACAAGCAUCAAAGAUAGAAGAACUUGCAGUGGAGCCGCUGUGUUGGAAGGGUUUGUCCCGCAUACAACUGAGUCAAAGAGUUUCCAAUCCAAUAGUUCUUUGAAGACAUCCUCUUCCAUGAAAGCACAGCCAUCUUCUAGUAGUAAAGUAACAAAAUCCAUGUACCGUAGAGGAUCAAGCAAUCAUCAAGUGCCUAUUGUUGAAUUCAGGACUUCAAAAUGCUCAAAAUCGUUGAGAACGUCGUCAUCAGAAGAUUAA
Erythranthe guttata (spotted monkey flower) is the source of this 1002-nucleotide messenger RNA. The record is from RefSeq and is a predicted model, not a curated record. NCBI's taxonomy places the organism in Eukaryota, Viridiplantae, Streptophyta, Magnoliopsida, Lamiales, Phrymaceae.